This is a messenger RNA of Schistosoma margrebowiei, 2653 nucleotides long. The record is from the annotation of a GenBank genome assembly. NCBI's taxonomy places the organism in Eukaryota, Metazoa, Platyhelminthes, Trematoda, Strigeidida, Schistosomatidae.
AAACUUAGUGACCUAAGUUUGUAAGGCGGCCUGUACAAACUUGCUGUUCUUGUGAUUAGAACAUAUUCAGGAGCCUGAUGUACGGUUUGUUUUUUCAGGAGUUUUCCCAUUAAAGUAUUGGAGUCUUUUGUGGUAACAGUCAAAAAAUGUUUCUAGACUUGCGUCUUAGAUGAAACGCUUGCAAAUUCUAGGUUUCACAGAAUUCCCCUUCCUAACCAAUGCAAGGUUAUCCUAAACUAGUAUGACACGUUUUUUGGUUAGGAAUCUGAAUCUGUUUAAAUCACUAAGUUGUCGUUCCAAACAUUUGUCAUCUUUGAAUAAUGGCCACCGUGUCUAAACACAAGAAAGUGAGGAUCAUGAAACAGAAGUUAAAACUUUUUCGAGCCAAUGAACCAUUAAAAAGUGUACUGAUGUGGGGCAUAAAUUAUUCGUUUUCCGCUCUAAAUCAUGUGAAGCAACGUGCACUGUUAUUAAAAGACGAUUUCAAAGCAUAUAUGAAAGUGAAGGUUAAUAACCACCAUUUUAACAAGGAGAAUAUGCCUAGUAAAUUCAAGUUUAAGGAGUACUGCCCAAUGGUGUUCAAGUCACUACGAGAUCGAUUUGGAGUUGACAAGAUGGAUUAUUGGGACUCUUUCACCAGACACCAACCAUUGUGGGAUAGUACACGUGAAAAAUCUGGAUCGAAAUUUCUAGUCACAUAUAACCGACAAUUUGUGGCCAAAACAAUCAGUUCAGAAGAAGUUGAACAAAUGCAUCAAAUGUUAGAAGAAUAUUAUUCUUACAUUGUCAAAGGACACGGUCAAACACUGCUUCCUCAAUUUCUUGGACUUUAUCGACUUACAGUGAAUGAUCAAGAGUCGUAUAUCUUAGUAAUGAGGAAUGUGUUCAGCCCAAGACUUGCGAUUCACAAGAAAUAUGAUUUGAAGGGUUCAGCUGUGGAUCGUGAAGCCAACGAAAAGGAGAAGUCGAAGCCCUUGCCAACUCUGAAAGAUGCAGAUUUUCUAACAGAUUUGUGCAAAAUGCAUAUUGGUGAAGAGUCUAAAAAGAAGAUGUUAAGUACUCUGGAAUGUGAUAUACAAUUCUUACAGGAGAACAAUUUGAUCGACUACAGCCUUCUUAUUGGGGUGCAUAAUCCUGAGAUUGCAUUGGCUAAUUCAAUUGAGGAUGCUGGUGAUGACGGUGAAGGUACUGGUGGUGGUGGUGUGUUGGAGCCUAACAGUCGAGGCUUCGAUGAUAGGAUGGUGUCUGCAGGUGACGGUCUGGGAACACUUAGCUCACAAUGGCAAUGUGGUCGUUUGUCGAUGGCUAGAUCGAGUAUUGUGCUUGGUCUGAGCUCGUCAGCAGCUGCCGAGGCUGCUAGUUGUGGUGUUGGUGUUGGUGUUGUUACUGGGAAUGCGAGCACAGGUGAUGAUGACGAUGAAGAGGAGGACGGGAUCAGUAUACCAGAGAACAAUACACAAGUCCCUACAAGUGAAUUGACCCCACCCGAUAGUCCACCUGGUGCAGAAUGUCUACCUCAAUUAUUCUCAGGUGAAUUGCAUCCUACUUUAGAACAUUAUGGAAUCAAAAGUUCAAUUGAUUCUCCUCAUCCACUGAUCUAUUUUGUGGCUAUUAUCGACAUACUGACUCGUUAUGGGAUGCGUAAACGUACAGCGCAAACUUACAAAACAGUGAAACAUGGUACUGAUGGUGGUUCUGUGAAACCGGAAUUCUACGGUCGUCGUUUAUUUGAAUUUGUUGAACAGUGCAUUGACUGAGCGGAAUGAGAAGUCUUAUUUGACCUGUGUAUGAAUGUACGCAUCGUUCCCUCUCUCUCACUCUCACUCUAUCUAUCUAUCUAUCUAUCUAUCUAUCUAUCUAUCUAUCUAUCUAUCUAUCUAUCUAUCUAUCUAUCUAUCUAUCUAUUUAUCUAUCUAUCUAACUGUGUAUGUAUGUUGUUUGCUGUAUCGAGUUCCUAUGUGUUUGUAUAUAAUGCGUGCAUAUCCGACUAUUCAACUAUGUAAUUGUACACAUAUGGUGCUAAAGCAUGCAUACACACCUACUUACAUGCAUUUAUAUAUGGACACAGACACGUACACUCUCACACUCAUAUAUAUUAUGGAUAAACAGACGGGCAUGGCCGUGUUGCCCGUUGUGGUUCCAGUGUUGAGGAAUCGUGAUCAGAAACCUUGUUUUUUUCUUUUGUUUUGCUGCAUUUUUAUUUUAUCGAGUACUUAUUUAUCUUUUGUUGAUUACUUUGUGGACACUUUCAAGUGUUCAACGUGUGUAUAUGUGACUGACUUUUGAUUGGUUAGAUUGUUUCUUUGAAGAAUACUGACUGUGAUAUUGGGAUAGUUGUUGAAGGUGGAAUGAUGUUUGAUGUGAGUGAGUGAGAUUGGUGAUUCAUUGUAAGCAGUGUGAUUGUGUUUAUUACAUGAGAAUUUAGUAUGAUGAAAAUGAAUAAUGAAUAGAUUGAUGUUGUUAUAUAAUGUUGAGUGAGAUUAGCGGAUUUUAGAUUGACAGUUAGAUGAUAUCACAAUAUUAAUUGAUUAUUGAUUUUUUGAUAUUUAAUAAUUUGUCGUAGUUAAUUGUUUGAAUGAUGCUUAUUAUUUCUCGUGAAUUGUUUGUUGCAUUAAUAAUUGUAUAAAGAGUAUAAUGAAUAAGGUUCUUCUAC